AUGGUGGUGGUCUCCUGUGCCAUUGGUGCCGUCGCGCUGUCGCUACCGCUCGUGGUGGUGCCUCUCCGACGUUCGAUGGGUCUUCCAACUGACCAAUACGACGGUCCGAUCAUCCCGGACUCGAUCAAGAAGUCGCGCGGCCACUUGGCUACACGCGAGUCUGUCGCCGGAGCGUAA
This is a messenger RNA of Peronospora matthiolae, 177 nucleotides long. Lineage: Eukaryota; Oomycota; Peronosporomycetes; Peronosporales; Peronosporaceae. The record is from the annotation of a GenBank genome assembly.